Hypomesus transpacificus is the source of this 1897-nucleotide messenger RNA. RefSeq names its product sprouty-related, EVH1 domain-containing protein 2-like. The coding region runs from base 325 to 1728 and encodes 467 amino acids. Lineage: Eukaryota; Metazoa; Chordata; Actinopteri; Osmeriformes; Osmeridae. Gene Ontology annotation, biological process: negative regulation of MAPK cascade; multicellular organism development. The transcript is spliced from 7 exons. Gene Ontology annotation, cellular component: membrane. The record is from RefSeq and is a predicted model, not a curated record. Gene Ontology annotation, molecular function: protein kinase binding.
CCCUCCCCCGGAGUCGGUGGUUAAGGGCUGCUAGGCUGCCCGCACAAUCCAACAUGGAGUAGCGAGAGAUGGGGCUCUAGCGGGGCCACCCCUCGGAAUAUCAACUUUCGAGGCCACUGUGUUCUGUACACGCAACUGGUUGGCUCGCGAAGAACAGCAGAGAAAGGAGGCAUCUAUUCCAGGCGAAGACUGAAGCAGAGCUACAAUCACACAAAGGCUGGGGAAAGAUAUGCGGAAUUGAAUGGAUGUAGGAGAUAGGUGCUAAAAAUGACGGACAUAAAGUAUGCACCCGCUUUGGGAUAUUAUUUUCGGUGAAACGCGAAAAUGAUAGAGGAAACACACCCAAACGAUGACAGCUACAUCGUGCGUGUGAAAGCAGUGGUGAUGACGCGAGACGACUCGAGUGGGGGCUGGCUGGCCCAGGAUGGGGGGGCUCUGUGCAGGGUCGGCGUGUGCAGGGUCUUUCCCCAGGAGCUGUCCCCCGCCCUCCCCCUGCCCCUGUCCCCCGCCAGCCGAAACCACUUCCUCAUCCACGGAGAGCGGGACAAACAGGUAAUACUGGAGUGUCCCCUGAGGAAAGAUCUGGUCUACACUACGGCCACGCCCACCUUCCACCAUUGGAAGGUGGAGGACAGGAGGUGUGGCCUGUCCUUUCAGAGUCCAGCCGAUGCCCGCGCCUUUGACCGGGGAGUACGCAAAGCCAUAGAGGAUCUUGCAGAAGGCUCAACAACCUCUUCAACGCUCCAAAAUGAAGCAGAACUGGGCGAUGACGAUGUAUUCAUGAACACCACAGACAGCUCCUCAAACUCCUCUCAGAGGCUGGAAACGUCACUGCAGCUGCUGGACUCCUCCCCUCUCCCCCACCGCCACAACUUCGUCUUGGGACAUCGCCACGACCUCCACGACCCCUACAGGUUCUCACCUGACCACUACUUCCAGGAUCAGUCCCUGUCCCGGGUCCCUCGUCACGUCACCUUCCAGGAAGACGAGGAGAUCGUACGCAUCAACCCCCGCGAGUGCACCUGGGGCCACGUGUCCGAGUCCCGCACGGGCCGCCUCGCUGAGCGCUCCACGGUCACGGGCUACGAGGACUACCGCCACGCCACCGUGCGCGACAAGUUCAUCCACCCGGACGACAUGGAGUCCUACGUGGACUUUUCCAAGAGCGAGACUCACAAACAUGACUAUAACUACCCCCUGGCGCCCGCCGCCCUCACAAACUCAGACUCGGACCCCGCCCUCGGACCCUAUGCCGGUAAGGGCCACCUCGACGGUGGUCACGGCUUCGGCUCCGUGGUCUCCAGCCAGCCACGCCCCCUGCUUCCUGGCUCCUCCUCCAAUAACGGCGACAAGGGCCGGAUAGGCAACGGGGCGGAGCGCGCCCACUGCGAGUACUGCGGAGAGACGUUCUUCCGCACAGACAACAGGCGAGGCGGGUGCCAGGACGCCCCAGACCCGGUGCGGGCGUUUAUCCGGCGCGCCAGCUGCAUGUGGCUGGCGGACACCCUGCUGUACCACUGCAUGUCGGACCCCGAGGGGGACUACUCCGAUCCCUGCUCCUGCGACGGAGGCGACGGCGGCGGGGGGCGCCUGGGCACGCGCUGGGCGGCUCUGCUGGGGCUGUCUCUGGUGGCGCCGUGCCUGUGCCUCUACCCGCCGCUUCACGCGUGCCACAGGGCAGGACUGGCGUGCGGGUGCUGCGGGGGCAGGCACAAAGCCGCGUGGUGACCCGGUUGGGCCGGGAAAAAACACCCCUGAACGCUAAAUACACCCCAACCCAAACACCAGCACAGGGGGGAGAGGGGAAGGGAGGGAGGGAGGCAGAGUGCACCGGAAAACGUAGGGAGUGUGUUCUUUCAUCCGGUCAGGGUUUUUUUUUUUUUUUUUUAUUCCAAAA